CUACAGCAUCAUCCUGCGCCUUUGUUGUCAGACGGUAGUAAGGCGACUGUUUACCCUUCGAGCUAGCUAACCUGGUCAGUUAAACAGGGGGGAUAUCAGGAUAUGAAAUGUUUAGGAUUACGUUUUGACGUAACUGAAUCAUCCCAAAAGUGGAUGUAAUUAAUUUGAAGACGUCGCCACCGAAGAGGAAGUUUGACACCACCGAGAGUACACAUGUCGUCUGCAGCAGAGACGGUGGAAAAUGCCUCUAUUAUUUCAGAGAGCAUGGCCCAUGAUGGAAACCGCUUGUGGAUAGGCAACAUCGAUCCCAAAAUCACAGAGUACCAUCUGGUGAAGCUGUUGGAGAAGUUUGGCAAAGUGAAGCAGUUCGACUUCUUGUUUCAUAAAUCUGGGCCUUUGGAGGGACAACCACGAGGCUACUGCUUUGUCAACUUCAGCACCAGAGAGGAGGCAGAAAGGGCGAUCCAGUGUUUAAAUGGGAAGCUAGCUUUGUCCAAGAAGCUGGUCGUGCGCUGGGCGCACGCACAGGUGAGGAGGUUUGAAGGUUUCCGCAAUGACAAGACGAUGCCUCCCAGCCUGGAACCAUCGUGCAGCGGUGCAGGAGAGGAAGGAACCAUAACAACCAACCACCUCAGCACGAGUGCAAAGAUCCGUGCCAUCGAGGCCAAGCUGCAGAUGAUGGAGGAGAAUCCAGACGACGACUACUCGGGCCCGUCGGCCUACGUUUACAACAAACCGCCGGAGAGGAAGCGCUGGGAGCCCUACUCUAAAUCACACAACAACCAGAGCAGGCCCUUCCGCAAGUUUAGGAGAUGACCCAUCGUCCCACUUAUUCUGGAGAUCCCCCCUCUUUCCCUCCCCCUGGUAUCUGCACCUCAGCCCCCCCGCCUCCACAUAAACAGCCUCCACAGUAGAUGCUAUACAGACUAUACACAUCCUAUCUGGGAGUGAAAAGAGUGUUGAUCCAGGUGAGCAGACUGUUUGGGAGUGGCCACAGCGAUCAUGGACAAAUACCCAAAGUGUUUUAGUUUUUUCAGGUAUUAUGAGUUCUUAUCCUGUCAGAUGUAUGCCCCAUGUCUGACUUUUGUGCAGAGAUUUAACAGGUGAUUCACAGAGAAAUGCUAUCGUUAAGGAGUCUAAAUGCUCUUUGUUUUUGUCUGCUUCACAUCACAUUAUUUAAGAACUUGUUUUGUUUUUAGGAGGGAGGGGAUUGGCCUUACUUUUGGCUUUAUUUUAGGCGUGUAAUUAAUUGGUUUGUAUUCAUGGAGUUCAGAUAAUAAGCCACAAAGCCACUCAGCGACACUUAACUGUGAGUUGCGGUAUUUUUUCUCUGUGUGUUCCUUGUUUUGUUUUUGUUUUUUUCCUCCCCCCCUAAUGGUUUGCUGGUUUGUCUUGGAUCCAGUUUUUAUAAGACUCUUUUUACUGACUUUUUGUGUAGUGUGUAGAUUUUUUUGGUAUUGCCCUGGUCACAGUCUUAUUAUUUAAUUUUUUCAAUUAAAGCUAAAUAAUCACA
Messenger RNA from Acanthochromis polyacanthus (spiny chromis), 1513 nucleotides. It is a transcript of the gene rbm18, whose product is annotated as RNA binding motif protein 18. The record is from RefSeq and is a predicted model, not a curated record. The transcript is spliced from 6 exons. The coding region runs from base 214 to 816 and encodes 200 amino acids. Lineage: Eukaryota; Metazoa; Chordata; Actinopteri; Pomacentridae. Gene Ontology annotation, molecular function: RNA binding.